Molecule: messenger RNA, 2467 nt
Organism: Eucalyptus grandis
Lineage: Eukaryota; Viridiplantae; Streptophyta; Magnoliopsida; Myrtales; Myrtaceae
Product: probable beta-1,3-galactosyltransferase 12
Exons: 7
Coding region: 945-2078 (377 amino acids)
Cellular component (GO): Golgi membrane
Molecular function (GO): hexosyltransferase activity
Source: RefSeq, a predicted model, not a curated record
UGACUUCACCAGGUCGUACGGAUAUGUUCGAGCUGGACUCUGAUUCAACUUGUAGUCUCGGACCAAAGCCCAAUGAUCGAGGACAGUACCUUCCUGCAACUCGACGAGCCUUUUUCAUUUUGGGCCACGGGGGCGAAAGCCGGUGCUUCGGUGUUGACAUCGAGCUACUUCUCCUGACGUUUUGGAUCUCUGCAGAAAAUAAGUUGGACCUUAGGAAAUGCAAGAACAAGUUCAGUUGAUGUCGAGCUACGACUCAAAUCAUUUUUCUGCAUCGCCCCAUGAUGAUGCACGCCACAAAGGAGCAACCGUAUCAUGAUAAGAUAUUCCCUGAAUCCUCCCACCCGAAACCAUCAUGUUCCAUAUCGCGAAGCAUUCUGUGAGUACACUCAAGACAAUCAAGAAAUUCUUGUUUGUCCAUAAUUAUAAGAUCGGCUUUCUAAGCACUCAUUAGUAUGAACUUUUAGGGUUGGCGCAAAAAGUGCUUGUACCUUCCGUCCCGAGAAGCAAAAGGUCUCAAAGUCUAUCUCCUGCUGUCAUGAAUUUCUCGUGACAGAUCCAAAAAUCACGUAUUUAGGUAACUUGACAACGAGGGUUUAGACAAGAAAGAACAGAGGAGAAAAAUCAUUUGCUGAUGUACCAUUUUCUGUGACCCGAUAUCGAGCGUGCGAAUGCAUCUGCUGCAGAUUAUUUUCAGGACAUAAAAUUCCUAGUCGAUCUCGAACUGCAUAGGAUCAAAGACUCAAAGCUGUAAUGGCUGCCAGAGCUUUCUAGAGAGAGAGAGAGAGAGAGAGAGAGAGAGAACAGAAGUGAAGCUUAAGUAAGUUGGUACUUCCCCAUCUCCCCUCGAGCUCAUCCAGCGACUGAACAACAACAAGGACAACAAAUCAAGAACACCUUCCAAUCCCAUCCAUCUCACCGGCGAUCCAGCUCUGGCAAUUACCGAAAUGCCACUCCUCCCUCUCCACCGCACCUCCGCUUCUCCUCCGCCGUCAUCCGCCGCCGCAGCCGCCCCCUCCUACACCUCCAAACCCAUCAAGCCCCAGAAACCCGCCCCCGCUCCUCCGUACUCCCGCCGGAUUCUCCUGGCCGUCGUCGCCUUCUCGGUCGUCUCCCUGGUGAUCGGCAUCGCCGGAGUCUCCUUCUCUUUCUAUGCUCUCCGGCGGCCCAGGCCCUCGCCCGUCUUCCGGUGCGGGAGGACCGUGGACGCUUUCCGGGCUUUCUAUUCGGCUUCCCGUUCGAGGAAGCUUGGCGAUGGCGGCAACGGUGGGUUGGCUACGGCGGCGGAUCGUCCCAAGCUUCUGGGUAUUGUUGGCAUUCAGACUGGGUUUGAUUCCUUCGAUCGCCGAGCUGCUAUUAGGAGCACUUGGCUUGCUUCUGACCCUGAUGGGCUUUUGAGGUUGGAGCAAGCUACUGGUUUAUCUUUUAGAUUUGUGAUUGGGCGAUCAAAGGAUGCAACGAAGAUGGCCAGACUUCAGAAAGAGGUCGAUGAGUAUAAGGAUUUUAUGCUCAUUGACGUUGAAGAAGAAUAUUUAUUGCUCCCAUACAAGACGCUGGCAUAUUUUAAGGCAGCAUUUGAACUUUUUGAAGCAGAAUAUUAUGUCAAAGCGGAUGAUGAUAUAUAUCUGCGUCCAGAUCGUCUUGCAACUUUAUUAGCUAGAGAGCGAAAACAUUCUCUUACUUACAUCGGAUGUAUGAAGAAAGGGCCAGUCAUAACUGACCCGAAACUGAAAUGGUAUGAAAAAUCAGGCCAUCUGAUUGGAAAUGAAUAUUUCUUGCAUGCGUAUGGCCCUAUAUAUGUUCUGUCGGCAGAAGUGGUAGCUUCACUUGCUACUGCUAGAAAUAAUAGCUUGAGAAUGUUUAGCAAUGAGGAUGUUACUAUUGGUUCAUGGAUGCUUGCUAUGAACGCAUAUCAUGAGGACAACCGAGCAAUAUGUGAUCCUCGAUGUACACCUACAUCAAUUGCGGUGUGGGACAUCCCAAAGUGCUCAGGUUUAUGCCGUCCGGUCACUAAGAUGAAAGAGCUUCACAAGAUUGAUAUGUGUUCUAAAAGCCCUACGCUGCCUUCGGACGAUGACUGACUAGUAAAAUCUGUGAAGCUUGAACUCACCAUAUCUUGGAGGAUUGGUUUACUUCUUAGCCUCCAUCAAUCGGCCUUUUGGUAUAGCUGCGACCCGUUUCUCCAUAAUGCCAUUGUUUUGGAGAUUAUCCUUGUGGAGAUGACCAUAUCGAAGCCUCGUCUGCAACUCCAUGAAACAGCAAACUCUUGGGUCUCUGGGAAUUGUAUUGAAUACUGUAUUAACACAAAGCUGUCAGGCUGCUAUAUGAUACUAACGGACUAAAUGUAACUAUUGCUUGGGGACCGGGUCCCCGAUGCCCCCAUGGGAAUGAAAUUUAUACUUCUGAAAACUUGAGAACGGCUUUGCGAGCACCAUUCUUUGGAUAUUCAACCUCUCACAUAGUGGUGCUA